Molecule: messenger RNA, 6597 nt
Organism: Topomyia yanbarensis
Lineage: Eukaryota; Metazoa; Arthropoda; Insecta; Diptera; Culicidae
Gene: srl
Product: platelet binding protein GspB
Exons: 7
Coding region: 676-5073 (1465 amino acids)
Biological process (GO): positive regulation of transcription by RNA polymerase II
Cellular component (GO): nucleus
Molecular function (GO): RNA binding; transcription factor binding
Source: RefSeq, a predicted model, not a curated record
AACUCGCGAAUAGCGCCGAUGCUGCGUGCUGUCUGUCGUUCGCGAUCGCGCUGUCAUUAGAUAACUUUUCCAUGUGAUUAUUGCGAAUCGGUUUGCGGUGCCCCGUCGUUCCUCACGUAUUGUGCUCGAAAAUAUCCAAACUAAAGAGUUGAUUUGUAAACAUUUAUACUCCAUUGUGAAUAACAAACAACCUAGUCUGUGUUGGCAAAGUGUGAAUUGAAACAAAAGUUUAUUCUUGCUGAAAAUCUCUUAAGCCGAAAAUAUUUUCACGUGAAUUCGAACGUCAUCUGCUCUAUACGGGAUUGUGAUAUGUGGUCGGCGCUGGUUGUGUGGUAGCAGUAAAAGUGUGGAUCGGAAGGUGUUGAUAGAAAAUCGCGUGUUCGGCGGAGGAAAUAAAUAAAAUUCAACCCAAGUAUUGUGUGGAAAAAUGUUCAUCUUUGCCGGAAUGCCCAGGGCCGACAGUGUCGCCUAGGGCUUUUGAAGCUGUUAAGUGAAUGUGACCCAACGUGAUAAAUCAUAGCGAACCAAUAGCAACCUACCUGAAGACGGUCUCGGUUCUGGCGCACCUACCAGAACCGAGAUAUUUUCACCUUUAGCAACCUGUAACGGUUAGGGUAUAUCGUGGAAGUGAAUUUGCUAUAUUUACUAGCUAUUAAAUUAAACCAUAUUUAAAAAAUGGAAUUUAAAAUACUUAACGUGUCGGCUGUUAGGACAGUACCAACUGCAACACACUUCACCAGUAUGGGGCGUGGUAAUAGCUAUGCAGCUGGGUUCCAGGCUUUUGCUGGAGAAAGGAUAAUUCGUAGUAUACCGUACAGCAUCCCCGCUGUCAGUCAUCACUACGGCAAUGCAUUUGCACCUGAUGGCGAAGAAGAAGAUGGAGCCGAAUCAGAAGAUGAUAGUAGUAGUCACAGGAUCAACUUGGCACAUCCGGUUGGCAUUGCCGAUGACAGUGAUGGGGAAUACUAUUAUGAAGAGGAAGUUGAUGAGGAUGUCGAAAUGUCACCAGCCAUCGAGGUUAUUUCCAUAGAUCCAAACUGUGAUUAUGAUUCGGAAGAAGAAGAAGAAAUACGGUGUGCUGCUGAGCGGAGGCUAACGACGACCGCGUUCGCCAUAGAACACUCUUUGGAACAGUCAUCGUCAGUGGUUGGUGAAACUGUCGUUGAAUGUGAUAACGCAGUAGUGGACGUGGAAACUGAUGUGAUAAAUGCUCUGGAAAACGAUAACAUUGAACCAGAGUUGCAAAAUAUUCAUUGCGAUUCGGAUGGGGAAGAUUCGGAUAGUAGUAGCAGUAGCGGCAGCAGUAGUAGUAAUAGUAGUAGCAAUAGUGCUAGUAGUAGCAGCAGCGACAGCAGCAGUGACAAUGAUAGCAGUGAUCGGAGUACAAGUAGUGCUUCUAGUACUGAUAGCGAAUCAACCUCAACAGCAUGCAGUCCUUCGGGAGAGUUUCACACUGAUCACAAAAAUGCAGAAGAGCUACAGAAAGCAAACGUUGCACGAGUUAUGGAACGUCGUAAAAUAAUGGCCAUCGAGCGCUCGAGGCGGAGAAAUAGCACUAACCGAAAAUCUUUUUCGCUCCCGCAAUCCCCGGUCGCGGCUGUUGACAGCAAUAAUUGGGCUCAUGAAGCGACGAGUCUCAGUUUCGAAGAUCUCGACGUGUCAGCAAUUGUGAGUGAGCUGAGUCCGUUGAAAGCUCCGGUACGUACAUGCAUGACUGAUGACAAGCUGAUAGAAGAGUUGGCUGAGAGAAAUUUUGAUCUGACUUCCUAUAUCACGGAAGAGGAUCCGACUGAUUCCUCAGCUUCGUUAGGCAAACCACAUGUGAACAGAAAAAACCUAGAGCAGCCCACGCAAUCGGAAAAUUCUCCUGUAAAAAAACAACCCAGAUCCCGCGGUAAGCAAAUAAAAAUUCUGCGUGAACUAAUGAUCUCUCCCAUGUCUAGUACUUACGAUUCGGGGGGAACACGCAGAAGUUGCACCAACAAAGCUCGCCGAAUAGUAGAAAAUACUGACUCGGAAUCGGAGGAGUCCGAAGCGGAAGCUGACAGUAGAGCUUGUGGGAAAAUUUUCGGUUUGGAGCAGCUGCCCGGAAAAGCAAAACGAAAGGAUGAUGACACCAAAGCCGACCCGACUUGGAAUCCUAACGUAACGAACGGUGUAAAAACUACAUACAAAUCAACAGUGCAGGGUCCAAAAUUAUCGACGGUGACAACAACAGUUACACCGGCUUCAACUGUUAAACCUGAAAAUAGUGAAGAAAAAUCAGUUAAAAAUAACGGGAGCAUCAAACGAACGAACAGUAUCGCCAACAACAAAACCAAGAUACGUAGCGCUGGAUCGCAAUUGGCACGCAAUAAAAUGCUUUCAUUGAUGUCGAAAAAUAAGUUACCAAGACAUCCUACCAAACAGAAACCCACUGGCAACAGUCAAUCCAAAUCAACGGGUAAAGUCCCGGAUGAUCAGGGCAGAAAGAAACCUCCAACAGCUUCGAACAUCAAGCUCGAUCAUGACUAUUGUUCACCGAAGAGAAAACCUAACACAAGCUCAUCCGCGUCAUCAGCAACACAGCGUAAAGCAAUUGAAAUUCCUUUCCUGCUACCUACAAUGGAUCAGAUGAAACAGAAAAAGAAACUCGCAAAAAGUGAGAAAAAACGGCAUGAUGUCCCUGAUAAAAAAGAUAAUACGGGUAACAACUGUGAUAAGAAAAGUAGUCCAAAAAAGGAGACUAAUGGACCAACUCAAGCAAAGGUUUAUUGCGAAACUGAAACUACUACUAACGUGGUUCGUGAAACCGAAACUACUACCACUCUGGCAUCUGUGGGGACUGAAGUUCUAGUAAAAGAUGAAGAAAAGGAACAUAUAGCAGUCACAGAUCCCCCCCUAGCACAUCCUCAACCUCCUAAACAAAUUUCGUUACUGAAAAUCAAUCAGAACAAACCGAAUGGAGUGCAAACUGUCGGAGCGACAUCAACCAGUGAGAUACCUAAGUCUGAAACACAAUCGAUCAAUGCAACCAGUAGUACCAGUAAUGAAUGUAUUGUUAAAAUAAAAAAGAAACUUAAUCUGCAGGAAUACAAAAAACGACGUGAACUACCAACAGAAGAUGUCACAGCACCAGCCGUAGCUGCUGUGGAAAGCAAUAGUAGCAUCAGUAGCAGCUCAACUAUCACUAGUACACCAACCAGUAAAGAAGAUUUGCUCGUGGGACUAAAGGACACUCAAGUGAGUGGACAGCAAUUAUUGUUAUUAAACGGUGCUGGUCGUCAAGCUAAUAUCAAAACACCACUUGAUCCAAUUUCGGCGGCUAAACUGAAAGCCCUGCGAAUGCAGCAACUCAAGAAAGAGGCGGCGAUCAAAUCAACCGAAGCAAAGACCAUUCCAAAGACUGUUUCCACCAUGGUUCCGCUCGCGGAGAUAACUUCGAUUAAAUUCGAUGAACAUGGGCAGCCUGUGCCCUAUGAUAAAAAUAUAGAGGAAAUUGGCGGCGAUUUAAAACUGCACGUGGACUAUGAGGAAAUUAUAAUCGUGUCAAUGGGGUGCAACACAGAAGUUUCCAUCAAUCCUAAGGAAUCAAACAAGGACACUGUAAACAUAAAAAAUUCAGCCUCCAACCUACCCGAGAAGAAUAUUGCCAGAAGUGAGCUUCUCUCAAACAUUACAGACACCAUAAAACGGUGUCAAUCUUCUGCCUCAACUAUUAUUUCCAGUAGUUCGUUGAUUUCCAGCAUUCACGAGAUGGUGAUAAAAAAGAAAUCUUGCGAUAAAAAUGGAUCGUUAGAAGAUCAAGCUAGCAAACAGUUCGUUACUGGCGGACAGGCCAAUCAGCAGGGAUCACCGAAUAUUGGUGUUUCUCCACCUAAUGCCUUCUCACCGGGUAAACCUGAGAAGGCAGCUGGCUCAUAUGAGCAAUCACCCUCGUUUGACUACGACGAGACACAAUUGCAGCAGUCAGUGGUAAACACUAAGCCAGUUGAACAUGGCGAGGACAAGAUCAUCAUGCAUUUACGCAAAGAUCGGCAGCGGCCCAUAUGUGUUUCGAUAGCUGUACAAACUUUAUCGCUGGAUCGGUUUCCAGAGCUAAAAAAACUAUCUCCUGUCAAAGUUAAGGAAAGAACUGUAUCCCGCAGCAGUUGUGGGUCAACUCAACGCAACUGUAAUCGCCAGGUGACGGAGAAGAAUCGCGACCGUUCUCACCGACAAUAUCGAAGACGUUACAGUAGGUGUUCCUCUUCGGAGUCGGAAGUGCGGAUAAGAUCUGCGAACUCACACCGAAGUAGAAACAAGCGAUCGUCGUCCCGACGAAGCCGUAGUCGGCGUAGCAGCUCUCGCCGGAGAUCCCAAUCGCGAUCCCGAUCCUAUCGGCGUCGUAGUCGCAGCAGUUCGCACCGUCGUCGAGACAGUGCUUCAUCGGAUAGGCGUUCACGCUACAGGAGGGAUCUCUCUCGCAGCCGUCGUGAGCAGAACAGCAGGAGACGAACAUAUCGCAGUGAGACUCCAAGCUAUUCCGACAGCAGUUUUUCGUCCUACUCUCGAUCGAGGUCCCGUUCGUCUAGGUCUCGUUCUUCGUCACGAUCGUCCUCCCGAGCGAGGACCCAGCUACGCAACGAAUUUCGCAGAGCAGGAGUUUCACCUGAACGUAAGAUUGUCUACGUAGGUCGUUUGGAACCAACGCUGAAGCGGGACGAUCUGAAACGAAAGUUCAUGCACUUUGGACGUAUUAAACAAGUAACACUUCACUACAAAGAGUCCGGUGCCAAAUACGGUUUCGUGACAUUCGAAAGGCCCGCUGAUGCAUAUAAAGCCAUUGAUGCAAGUGGAAGUGAUCCUAACCUGUGUGUGUACGACGUUAGCUUUGGAGGUCGUCGAGCAUUCUGCCGAACAGAAUACGCUGAUUUAGAUGGUGACCUCUCGCAUGAUCAGGAGCCUAUACCGUAUCUAGCCCCUGAUGGUACCUUUGUUUUGACGCCAAAUCCGCUUAACGUUCUUCCACGCAAGGACGAAGGUGAGUCGUUCGAGGAUAUGCUGAAGAAGUUGAAGAAGGAGAUUAUUUCCAAAAAGCCACGCAAAUCCUGACCGUGUACCAUCGAGGCAGACCCUCGCUUUGGCCACUGCCACACUGCCGAUCCUAAAAUACGUCUUUUGGUUAUGCCUGCCGUUAACUCUCUGCGACUACAGGUAGUCGAUAGGUGAAGUUUUCGCUAAAUUGCGGACUUUGUUGGUGAACAUUUUUAUUUUAUUUGAGUUCGAGUUUAUUUAAUUUGAAACAUGCGUAAUUAGGAUGAUUUUUUUUGUUCAGAAUUUUCAGAUUUAUAAACCGGCAUCAGCAUAUUAACGCCCAUCAACAUUAUCUUCGAUUGCCCCAAAUGUGCCAUUUUUUAUAUAGCUGGUUACACUAAUAUAUUAAAAACAAAUGUUACAUCAACAAACUGUCGAUAGCAAUGUUUUGUAAUUUCAUGAAUUUCGCUAAUAUUGUACAUAUAUCAAACAAUUUUUUAAAUUUUCUCCCCAAAAUGGUACGUUUGAAAUUGACUGGGAUUUCACCGUUAUUUUGUGCUGCAUAGAAAUGUGUCAAUAAAGCCUACACUACUUUGGAGAGAUGGAACCAGAGAUAUAAGGAGAACCCAAGGGAGAACCUCAAAAAAAUGAAAAUUUGAUGUUUGGUUAAUAUUGCUGUUCGGUUUGAAAUUAUUUUUAUUCUUUCUCAAAUUUUCACUAAAGUACGGGUUCCAUCGAUAUCAGUUCGUUUUGUACAAUUCGUUUUGUAGCUACAGUGACUGGAGUUCGAAUAUGAUAUACGACGACUAAUUAAAGAUUCAUCUAAACAAUUUCGUAUUAAGUUUUUUGAUUUUGCUUAUUGUUCAUAUCGAUGAGUAGUAAUUGACUGUGUGUCGAUAAAUUUGUUGAAUUUCGGCAAAGAUCUAUCAAUCACGUUUUGAUCAAAAGGUGUUCCAUCAACAAAUUAAUUUAAUAGUUAAAAACAGUGAAACUACAUAUUUUUGAAUAGUUUGAAAAGGCAGUGUCAGCACACUUGGUUCGAGAUUUUAGCGGAUCAUCGAUGGAAGUUCAAUAGUCACAGAGAUACGUGACAACUAAUUAUGAGUUGUUGAAAGACUGGUUAUGACCUCUGUUAAACUAAUUCAACGAAAUUAGUGAAAACAUACAAUGAAAUAAUUUAGAAAAUAUUAAAAAAAAGAUUCUGCCAAACCUGAUUCGUUUCAAACGAUUUUUUUUCAUCUAAUUGACCCCAAUUAAUAAACAGACAGGCGUGGAAUAAUCGUGUUACAUAUAAACAAUAAAAAAAUACAUUAAAAAUCUGUGAUUUUUUAAACCUUAAAAAACAUUAUGUUUCGUUUUGACUUGAUGAAAUAUAAAUAUUCACUUCCACGGUUAUUAUAAGUGUAAUUAGAAAACUUACAUGCGCAUGCCAAUUAGUUUACCAUGUACUGCAUACAAAUGCUAAGUCGAUAGACCGCAAAAUGUUCUAGACUAGACUCUAGAAGACGAUAUAUUUUCAAUAGAUAUUUUGCUUCAAUUUUUUUUUCGUAGCGUACGUUUAGUUUAACAAAUUUGAUAAUUUGCUGAGUUUUGUAGUUUAAA